Micropterus dolomieu (smallmouth bass) is the source of this 9124-nucleotide messenger RNA. Its product is annotated as retinoic acid receptor beta-like. Gene Ontology annotation, biological process: regulation of transcription by RNA polymerase II; retinoic acid receptor signaling pathway; cellular response to corticotropin-releasing hormone stimulus. The record is from RefSeq and is a predicted model, not a curated record. The transcript has 8 exons. Gene Ontology annotation, molecular function: nuclear glucocorticoid receptor binding; nuclear receptor activity; zinc ion binding. Gene Ontology annotation, cellular component: nucleus; transcription regulator complex. Bases 57 to 1460 code for a protein of 467 amino acids. NCBI's taxonomy places the organism in Eukaryota, Metazoa, Chordata, Actinopteri, Centrarchiformes, Centrarchidae.
AUGCCGGUGAUUUUUAUCCAUAACGCACAAGACUAGUUGAACGACGCGCCGUCAUCAUGUUUGACUGCAUGGACGUGCUGGCCGUGAGUCCCGGGCAGAUGCUGGAUUUCUACACGUCCGGCCCGUCCUCCUGCAUGCUGCAGGAGAAGGCUCUGAAAGCCUGCAUCAGCGGACUGGCGCACAGAGAGUGGCAGCACCGCCGGAGCGCACACUCCAUUGAAACGCAGAGCACCAGUUCUGAGGAGCUCGUCCCCAGCCCGCCAUCCCCGCCGCCCCCACCCAGAGUCUACAAGCCCUGCUUCGUCUGCCAGGACAAGUCCUCUGGAUACCACUAUGGUGUCAGUGCUUGUGAGGGCUGCAAGGGUUUUUUCCGCCGAAGCAUCCAGAAGAACAUGGUGUACACGUGUCACCGGGACAAGAAUUGCAUUAUCAAUAAGGUGACGAGGAACCGCUGUCAGUACUGCCGCCUGCAGAAGUGCUUCGGAGUAGGAAUGUCCAAAGAGUCUGUUCGAAAUGACCGGAAUAAGAAGAAGAAGGAGAGCCCAAAGCCGGAGCUGGCAGAGAGCUACGAGCUGACAGCCGAGCUGGAGACCAUCAUUGAAAAGAUUCGUAAGGCCCAUCAAGAAACCUUCCCCUCCCUCUGCCAGCUUGGCAAAUACACCACGAACUCGAGUGCAGACCACCGUGUGAGGCUGGACCUGGGCCUGUGGGACAAGUUCAGCGAGCUGGCCACUAAGUGCAUUAUCAAGAUCGUGGAAUUUGCCAAACGAGUGCCUGGCUUCACGGGGCUGACCAUCGCGGACCAGAUCACGCUCCUGAAAGCUGCCUGCCUGGACAUUCUGAUCCUGCGCAUCUGUACGAGGUACACCCCCGACCAAGACACCAUGACCUUUUCAGACGGGCUGACCCUCAACCGGACGCAGAUGCACAACGCUGGCUUCGGCCCACUCACCGACUUGGUGUUCACUUUCGCCAACCAGCUGCUGCCCAUCGAGAUGGACGACACGGAGACAGGCCUCCUCAGCGCCAUCUGUCUCAUCUCUGGAGACCGUCAGGACCUGGAGGAGCCUUCCAAGGUGGACCAGCUCCAGGAGCCGCUGCUGGAGGCUUUAAAGAUCUAUGUGAGGAAGCGUCGGCCCAGCAAACCACACAUGUUCCCCAAAACGCUGAUGAAGAUCACAGACCUGCGCAGUAUCAGCGCCAAAGGAGCAGAGCGAGUCAUCUCUCUGAAGAUGGAGAUCCCAGGUUCCAUGCCGCCACUCAUCCAGGAGAUGCUGGAGAACUCGGAGGGCCAAGACAGCCAGAGCAGCAGUAGCAGCAACAACAGCAGCACUUCGGCUGAGGCGGGGGCCAGCCCCAGCAGUAAGGACAGCCCCAACGAGGACACCGCUGCUGCUGAGUCGCCAGAGUCCUUGGACGCCGAGGGGGCUGUAGCCACACCACCCAGCGACGAGCCCUAGGGUGCCAGGUCCUUGGGUGCCUCUGAAACUCUCUCUGACAUUCCCUUGCACAAAAAAGGAACAUCUGGCAAGGCGCCGACCCCCUAUAACCCCUCUAUCCCAACUCCUUUGCUUGGUAUUACGUUAUCUUUAUAUCCUCGUCCUAUUUUUCUCUCCCCCGUUCGCCUAAAAUUCUUUCCUUAAAAAGAAAACGUCAACACGGAGGCCUCAAAGGAUCAGUGCUUUGUGUAUAAUUCUGAAUUGAGCUUUUAUUCGGCAUGGUGUCUCUGGGACAGGGACUGUGACAGUGUGGCACUCGCAAACCGCCAGAGAUGAUACUCCUCAGGUCUCCUGUGUAAAUUCUUAUCUGCAUGACGGGAGUUUGAUAAGUGGUUUUAUUCCUCUCUCUCAUUCUCUUUCUCUGUCCUCAUCUCUUUUCAUCUCUCGUAUUGUUGGCAUACGUACAUUGUACAUACCAUUGUAUGGUUAGAUCUCUGUUUCUAUGAUAAAUUUUGUGGUGCUUUUUUCAUUGUCUUAAAUAUUAUCUCUGAGGCGAUACAUCAUGGUUUAAAACAGGACAACUUGUAAGUCCUUCAAAAAGUUAUUUAGAAUGUUAUUGCAUAUAGUUAUUAUGGAAGUCUAAUAUUUUAUAUUUGUUCCUAUAUUUAAAACAGUUUUUGUCUUUUAUAACACUUAUUGGUUCAUGUCUCUACAUGAAUAAGUGUACAUCCACACCGCCAGAAUGCAAAACUUCUCUCCAUAUCGACAGCCGAGUCUGUUCAACUGAUUCCUCAAAGGAGGGAAGCGCAACAGCAGAAGCCUUUGAUACACACUCAUCCGAUUGACCGCGUCUGUUUAACUCUCAGUCUCGACAGGAACCGCCGAGACUUGACGUACGAGAUUAGAUUUAGAAUAAGCCAGUCUAUGAAAUCAACUCAUUUGGUGGCUGUAUCUGCUCAGUAAAUCAGUUUACCUCACUGUCAAAACAAAUUGUGAAAAUGAGGUUGCUGAUAGAUGCCAGAGAUUUCUCUGCAGCAGGCUGUGAUCACACAGGACGCUUUUUAUAUUCAUUUCUUUGUUACCCUAUGCCUCAACUGGCCCACGUUUCAGCUGUGUCGCACUUUAUUAUCAUCAUCUGGUCAGUUAGGAAGUUUAACAAGUUUUAAAGCCAGUUGUGCCACAAUAUAUUCCCCCUGAAAAAUCUGUUUCCCCAAGGCAUAAUGCUUAUUUUUAGUUGUCUCAAACCACAAGUGUCCACUGAUUCUAUGAAGAGUCUGGUUUCACAUUAGUUUACUUGCUAUUUAUUAAUCUAAUAUCCACCCACAUGAUUUUGUUGUUCAGUGGGAAAGGUACCAGUACAAAAGAGAAACCACUUUUUUAGAGAAAACAAGGGAAUACAAAUGUUGGCGCAACAACAGUGAAACUGAGAUUAAAAUAAAUCUUUGACACGGACGUCAUGUAUCCACAUUCUCUUUUUCCAAAUUGUCAUGAUGCCCUCCUAUUAGUAAACAGAGCCAGCAUUCAGCUCCUGUUGUCUGGUGUAAAUUGAGUCUAUGUAACUUUUAAGCGGCAAGUAGGGAUAAUGCUACAUGAUAAAACAUAGUGUAACAACAGCACAAAUAGAAGCAAGCCAUGAAGUUAUUGAAUUGACCCAGUAAUUUCAGUUGCACACAACAAUCUUACUUUAGCUAACAUUAUCUAGCAUUAGACAGCAUAAGCUACUGGUCAUAACACCACAAGGCUGUAGCAGUAAAACCCCUGAGUGUACUGAACUUAACAAGGGUGUGUUUUAAUUGCUUGAGAAUAUUAGCUUUUUAUUCAGAAUAACAGAAUGAAUAUGCUAAUUCUGGUUUCAAAUGUUACAUAGCCCCGCUCUGGUUUAAAAUCUAGUUUAAUUACAACUUUGUUCUUUUCUUUUUUUCUGUAGUUUUGGUCAUCAAGUUAUGUUAAUCUUACCACAGUAACUGCUGCUAAUUUCUGGGAACACAACAGCAUAGCUUCAUCCAAGCCUGACAAGGAAAGAAAGAGUCAGAUGAUCAGACAGGUUGUAAAGUAGCCAACAGUUUAGCCAGAUUAUCAAAAACCCUGGAGGUAACAACAGAAAGUGAACACACCUGAAAUGUGCACAGGAAACUGUCCACAUGCCGACUACGUUAAGUAUGGUAGGUUAAAGUAAAACCAGAAAGUCAUCUGGGGAUGAAUGUUUACAAUGGACCGUUUGGGUCAGAAUUUUACCAUUCACUUUGUUUUUCAAAUAAGUUUAACUAACCUGUCUGACUGCCUGACUUCUUUUUAGUUGAGUUGCUUUGUUCCAAGAUCUCAGCAAUUAAGUUUUUGAGAAGUGUUAUUACCAACAGAAAUGAUGUCAAACAAAAAUAUGACCCAAGUUCUAAUUAACCAGAAUCAUUCUCAAAGUUUUCACUUUAAAGGUAAACUACAGUUAAUUACAUCUUGGGUUUCAAUUUUGUAACUUUGGCUACCACCUCUACGAGUUAUAAUAACAUUGUACCCACCAAAGUAUAGCAGGGACAUUGCUAAUAAUAGAUGCAACAGGGCAACAAACAUGAGCAGUCAGACAAUUAGUUUUAAACAAACCAAGAGGUAAGCGAAAAUAAUUUUCAAGAGAAAACAAAAAUGGUAAAAUUAUAACCCAAACAGACCAACUUCCUGGUUCAACUUGGACUUACGUUACCUGAGCUAAUUAUUAUGCCCACUCACAGUUUUGCUUACGCAAUAAGGGCCUAUUAGCCAUGUAACAGGUGCACUGACCUGUGGUUUUGCGUUCAAAUAAAGUAGCAGAUAAAUCUGGCUAAACUGUUGGCUUGUUUACAACAAUGUUAUCAUAACCCACAAAAAUCAUCAAAACUACAAAAAAAAGGCCCACAUUGUAGUAAACUUUAUAUUUUCUAUUGUGCUUUUGUAGUUUUGGGUAACAUCUAACACAUUGCACCCUUUAGAUUUUUGCUUUACUUGUCAGCCAGCCAGCAGUGCUAGGUUUUGUGUUUGAGCUUUCAGAUCACAGCCUAUGGCAGCAUUGACUUUUCAAAAACUGCCCGAAUGUCAGUCUAAUGAGUGUGUAUCUACCACUAACAGCAUGUACAACCAACCGGGCUCUACAAAUCCACAUGGGCUCUGUUAUGGCCUUAUGAGCAGAGCUCCUCAACCCGCUUUUCUCCUUUCCUUUUCAGAAGUGUCUUGUUUGAACCGGUGAAACACGGGGGCAAUGCAAUCCUUAAAACAAACUGAUGACGAUUGUACACUAACGCAGAAAGCACACGGUGGGGUGGGAUCCACAAAUCCUCUCUGAACGUCACCUUGCUCUUCAGACUUGACAAUGUAAGCUACAUUUAAUGAUGCAAAAGGAGAUUCCAGAUGACUUUUCAACCCCCUGACAAGUGCAGUCGAGUAAUGCUUUUCAUUGGACAGAUCCAAUCUGAGCUCUUAAUCUCAUUGGCAGGGAAGUAGGCAGUGUGUCUUACAUCAGAUGAGGUGGUCCUGCUGAAAUUAAAAGAUGAUCCUAGAAAGCGGCUUUUCUCCACAGCUGAGGUCACAUAUGAUACUGAACAAUAAGAAAUAAACACCAUUAUAUCCUCUUAUAGGACCCAGAUCCCUCACUACUCUGCUGUCCCUGCUGGCUGUAUAAUGGCUCCAUUCACUCUGAUAUCAAGUGGUUGUUCACUUACAGCACACCGAACAAACUAAACUAAACUGUAGCACUUAAACAUGUUGAACCAUUGAACCGUAGCUGUAGUACUGAAACUGAACAAUAUGAAGGCAGCAGAACCUCUGCAAGUAAUGGAGGAGGCCAAAGUUCAGCUUUAAAGAAGUUAAGCACAAAAGUCAUGCAUCACAGAGAACAUUGAUAUUAAACAGCUUCAGAAAUGAUUUCACACUGAAAGAGAUGUUUUUCUUCAUUUCAGAAAUGAUGCAGGAAUUACUGUAGGUCUGGAGAACUACGGAUGUCUCCAUUUUAGUUUAAACACAAAAUAAGCUUUUAACACUAAGUUUUUAACACUAGUAUAAGAAAGUUGUGCCAGCAGGUAUUGAAUUUGGUCAGUCUGAUUUUGCGUUUUGCCAUAUAAAGCUGUAAAUCAAGUUUUAAAUUUAUAUGCAUUGACUUUGUACAAGUUUGAAACCAAAUUGAAUUAAAUCUGAGUUCAAAUUGUGGUGCCUCAGUGUAAACAAGAAUAGAUCAACCACAUGGAAUGAAUUGAUUAUAUGAAAUGACAUAGCAGUGAUAGGACAUGUUGUCAUUUUCAGAUGGGGGAAUUUCUUAAGUUAGUUCUGUUUAGCCUUUGAAUUUAAAUUUCAAAAUUAUUGAAAUCAAAUCUGAAUUGUUUCAAAUUCAAUAGAAUUUGAACUUUGUGUAAAGUUUGACAGUUCUUUCCUAACCUUUGAAACAGCUGUUGACUAAACAAUAUUGCUCACUUGAGCUUUUAACCAUCAGCAGAUAAAGUUUGCUUAGUUGUCAUGGAACUAUAGAUAAAAAUUUCAAAGGUGUUUUCAAAAUUGUAAGAGUUCUCAUCCAUUGGCUAAAAUAAAUAGUUAGACAUAUUGUAAAAUGUGCUUAUCCGCCAGCCUGGAGUCAUUUAGACUAGCUUAGCUUAGCAUAAAGACUGGAGUCAGACAGUAUUUAACUGUUUCUGCCUGUUUCCAAAGUUCAAAGAUAUCCCUAGUUGUCAUCAGAAUUGAUUACAUUGUUAAAACAAUGUCAACUCAAGGUCAACUUACUCGCUUGUUCUGUAGCUUUCAGCUUCAUCAAAUGGGCUGUCCAGAAUUACUCCCUGUUGCACUACAUUGCACCAUUUUGUGUCCAAAAGAGUGUGUAAUAUAUGCUCUAUAUAGUUCCCUCAAAAAUGUCAACAAUGGAAAGACAAAAGUAGCAUUGCAUGUAUACAAUUUGUCUUAAAAAUACAAUAUGUUGCAUUUGAUAGAUGAAAAAAUUACAGCUGUGUGACACAAAAAUGUUGAUAUAAAAAUGUUCAAUAUCUCAAUAUCUCUUACUGCUUGCUGUAGAGCAAACAAUUGAGAGUCUAUUUUAUAUGUUUUUAAGGAAUAAGAGUGAUUUUAGACAGUGAUGUUUAAUUAUUUGGUGACUGUGAGCACUUUUGGGACUUCUUGUCCAUGUUGGCUUAAAACAUAAGCUUUACAGUUCAAUCUUGGCCCUGUAAACUAAAUAAUAAAAUUAUUAAGUUUGAUGAGACUCAGUUCCUAAAUAGAAAUGCAAAUUGAAAACCUGAUGCAAAAUCAAACUUUAUUAUCUGUUUUUUGGCGCAAAUAUCUUCCCAUACAAGUUGCCCUAAACACCUCACAAUGUUUGCAGAGAUAUAAACUGCACAUGAAACUGUUGCAGUGACUAGAUGAGUCAUUCAGCUUGUCACAUUUGAUCCGAAAUAGGAAAGACCACCCUUCAGGGUAGUGAAGGGUCCUGAGUCUCAGCAGCACAUAAUAAAACCCAUCUGCAUUCCAUCCCUUGCUCAGAAAUACAUAUCAUAAAAGAAACCAGAGGUGUUUCAGUUUUUUGUUUUAACGUGUUUGAAUGUGAAUAAUGGAGUCUGUCAGAAGAAUGAUAUGCAGUGUUAAGGAAUACUGACUUCUAUCUCAAUGUAACAUACGAAAUGCUGUCCCUUGGUUCUCUCUCUGUCUUUCUCUCCUGGUGAGAGAGGAAGGGAGGCAUCUUGGUGUUUUUCUUUUUCUUUUCUUUUCUUUUUUUUUUUAAGCUGGAAAAACUUCACAGCCGAAGAAUGUCCACAUCCACCCCUGAAGCGUCAGGUCAGCCCUCAGGCGCCUGACUGCAGCAGGGACUGUUAUCUGAUCCUUUAGGAAACAACUUCACAAUGCUGAAUUACUCUUGUUCAUUUCUGUUGAAUGUUGUACCGACGUAACUGUAAUACUCUACUAUCUAGCUCACUGCAGAGAUGUUAUAUAAAUGGUGUGUGCUUUGCAUUCCAAUUGGCAGCUCUGUGGAAAAUACGCUCUGUUAUUUGUCCUUGGGAACAUCAACUUACAUCCAAGUGUAAAAAACAAAAAAAAGGAUGAGGAACUUGAACUUGGUGGGCUGAUCUGGGCAUCCAGAUAGUACACAACACACACACGCACGUACGAUUUGGGACAAUGAGAAAGAGAAGCCCAUGAAUGGGGGAAAAGGAUGAUCAAGUCACCUCAGCACCCGACGUUGUCAUUAUGUUCUGUUCACGUUCCACGUCAAACAACAGAGCUGCUUCCCCCCCUCCCCAGCCAGGAAGCCAAUCAGCUGUCGUCAAUCAAUCAAACCUAAUCAACAGACAGCUAUUUGGUUAACAGGUCAACUAGUGAACUAGGGUUUGACCGAUAUGGGGUUUUGAAAACUGACUUUAAGAUAAGCUGUAGUGAAUAUAAUGUGCCACUAAUCGGUCCGAGGAAAAACUGAACAUUCAGAACAUUUUGAUAGUGUUGGGUACUUUAAUGUUCCUUUGAAACUAGUUUCCAACUGCAUAAAUCUACUACACACUACAUCGCCCAACAUCGAGUGGCAGACAGACAAAGGUAGCAACAAGCUAACUAGUAACAGAGGUAAAGGAGAGUGAUUUUUGCACUUUCAUUUAUCAGGUGGCCAGAAACACAACUUUUAAUGCUAAUGCUGUUCCCUGUUUGCUUACAUGUUUUCCAAAACUUUACAAGGUGGUAAUCUAUCAGUGUUGUGUUCACAGUUUCAGUUAUUGGAGCUUUAAAGUUGGUUACAUUGUUGACAUUUAGCCAGUUCUCUAUAGGAAUAAAACAAAACAUUUAUCCAAAAAUCUCUGUUAGAUUAAAAUCUGGCAUUUUUAAGAGGGUGGGUGAAUUCUGUGUUUAAAUUUGAGCUACACUCAACAUGCCAGAACUGAAUAACCAAACCACUGUGACCAAAUUUUUUAUUAUGUUUCAUAUUUUUAGUAGCUUAUUAACACGAUACAAACUGUGUAGCUCAUUUAAUUUAGCUGGAUCAUUUGAUUUUAGUGAUGUAUAAGUGAAGUGAUGGUGGCUUUGCAGCCAGUUUGCCAUGAAUAACGUAUGUAAUUCUUUUCACCAAGUGUCAGAAAUUCCCAAUAUCUUACUCAUAUUGCAAUUAGCAGGCUCACAAUAAAAUAUUCCGAACAAUGUGACGUGAAUGCACCAUUAGCUUAGUAUCUACUCAACAAAUUUAAACACAGAAAACACAAAGACAGCAUUGCAGGUCUCAGUAGCAGCCCCACAUACCGGUCGAACCCUAGAUAAAACACCUUACCUAGGAGCCAGAAAACAUUACUGUGAACCUCAAUAUCAAUCAUUAACAGUAACUCUGUUGUUGUCCGUCCUGGAGGUGUUCAUGGUAGACAUUACAAACUGUCCACAGUCGCCUUUUUUCCAUCGGUAUCAGAGUACCUCACCCCCACUCAUAUGCAGUGUUGUAUAGUCGUGUUAAUAUGAGACAUGACGGUCAAGUCUUACUGAGCAUCAGGGUGGAAGGGGCAGGAGUUGUUGCGGAUUCAUCCCAUCAACCCCUGCUGCCGCCCCUGUAGCGUGAAGUCGACCUCAGGAGCUGCUCUGAGGUUUGAGCUUCAUUCUGUUUCUGCUCUCAUGUUGGACAUUGUCUUUGUUUGUACAUUAACAUGCUUUUUAUGUUCAUAUACUGUUUAACUUUACCAUGAACUGUCUUGGCAAAGUAAUAAAAUAUAUUUAUUUUAAAA